AUGUCGUCCACCAGCAACGCCUCCAUUGACAAGUUCAACGGAGACAAUUACGCAACGUGGAGCCGGUACAUGCGCGGUGUGUUUUUGACGAAGUCCGUCUGGCACGUUGUCAACCGUGAAGUGACUCCGACUUUCACCGACCCGCGAGCGUCCGAUGACUACGUCAAGGCAAGCAACGUCGCGUUUGGUAUGAUGCUGCUGCACAUGAACGCGGACUACCAUCAUGUGCUGGACAACUGCGAGGAAGCCUGGGUUGCGUGGACAAGUCUGAAGACGCUGUACGGUGGGUCGCAGAAGGCAGGACGCAUCUACCUCAAGCGACAACUUUUCAGUAUCAAGAUGGCUGAAGGCGCGAACGUCAUGCAUCACUGCAACGAGGUCCUCAACAUCUCCGCCAAGCUUAGCGGCAUCGGUGCGAAGAUGGAAGACGAAGACGUUGCAAUUUGUCUGCUACUCAGUCUUCCGAAGAGCUACGAAAAUGUGGUGCUCAACAUGGAAAUGAGCAGCACCGAGCUUCGCACUCAAGAUGUGGUGAGAGUCCUGACGAAUGAGCAUGCCAAGCGUCAAGGAGAAAAAGGGACAACGACAACGACUACGGUGAAGGCUGAAGAUGCAAGCAAGGCAUUCAGCGCCGAGCGUGAGCCCUACCAAUGCACGUAUUGUGGCAAGGUGGGACACACGGUGGAUCGUUGCUGGACAAAGCAGAAGAACGAAGGUCGGGGAGCCCGACGCGGCGGCAAUGGUCGUGGACGCGGGGCUAACAAUGUCCAGUGGGGACAUCAUGAUGAAGGUAAUGGCUACGAUCGAGUGGCGUUUGCAGUCUCGUUCGAAUGUGGAGUUUCGACGAGCAUGGACGUGUCUGGAAUGUGGGCCGUCGACAGUGGUGCAACGCACCACAUUUGCCACGACAAGACCAAGUUCGCAAGUUUGGCAGAGCGCAAUGAGGGCGAACUCUUGGUGGCUGAUGGCAACAAGGUGGCCAUCAAGGGUGUGGGAACCAUCAUGGAAAAGGUGGUUCUGCCCAACGGUGAAGAGCGUGAGAUCGAAAUCAAGAACGCGCUAUAUGUUCCAAGUAUGAGCAAGAACCUGCUCUCGGUACCACAGAUUAACAGCCAUGGCAAGUUUCAAGUCGUGUUUGACGGGUCCAAGAUGUAUGUGACUCUCAAGAACUCACAGCAAGUGGUGGCGACAGCGGAUCUCGUGGAUGGACUCUACUGGCUUCGGACGACUCAACGAUCAGCGAAUGUGACAACAAGUGGAACCAGUUGUGCCGAUCUACAUGCGAGAAUGGGUCAUGCUCCAGUCGAUGUACUUCGCAAGAUGAUCGCGACCAACAUGAUCAAGGAUGUGCGAGUCCCUCUCAAGUCGGGUGGAGCAACUACAUGUCGAGGAUGUCAACAAGGGAAAAUGGUCCAAAAACCAUUUCCAAGCAACCGAGACAAGCGCAGCUACGAUACGUUUGAGCUACUUCAUCUGGACAUCUGCGGGCCCAUGGAAAAGGAUUCGCUCGGUGGCAGCAAAUAUUUGCUGCUGAUCAUCGACGAAGCCAGUGGAUGCAUGAAGGGCUUUUGUCUACGAGUGAAGUCCGAGAGUGAAGACUACAUCCGGAAAUAUAUCACCAUGGUACAGACGCAAUUCUGUAAGAAGGUCAAGUUCGUGCGACACGACGGAGCUCGCGAGUUUGCAACCAACUCGCUUCAACUGUUCUACGAAGACGAAGGCAUUGAACAGCAGACAACGGUGCCGUAUGCACAUCAAACAAACGGAACAGCAGAGCGUGCCAUUAGGACUAUUGUCACGAUCGGCCGCAGCAUGCUUCAUCAUGCCAAACUGGACAAGUGUUUCUGGGCCGAAGCAGCGAUGACGGCCAUCUACGUCAAGAAUCGACUGCCGUCACCUAAAGUCGUGCACAAGACCCCGUUUGAGAUCGUCUACAACUUGAAACCAAGCGUCAAGCACAUGCGAACAUUCGGGUGUCAGACAUACAUACUGACGCCUAAAGAGAAUCGACUCAAGUGGGAUCCAAAGGCUCGCGCUGGCAUAUUCGUGGGCUACGAAGAAGUUUCGAAGGCAUGUUGA
Peronospora matthiolae is the source of this 2079-nucleotide messenger RNA. Lineage: Eukaryota; Oomycota; Peronosporomycetes; Peronosporales; Peronosporaceae. The record is from the annotation of a GenBank genome assembly.